Messenger RNA from Rhincodon typus (whale shark), 7449 nucleotides. RefSeq lists its product as uncharacterized. Gene Ontology annotation, molecular function: exopolyphosphatase activity. The transcript has 10 exons. Gene Ontology annotation, cellular component: cytoplasm. The record is from RefSeq and is a predicted model, not a curated record. The coding region runs from base 289 to 7449 and encodes 2386 amino acids. Lineage: Eukaryota; Metazoa; Chordata; Chondrichthyes; Orectolobiformes; Rhincodontidae.
UGGAGGUGAUGUCAGUGAGCUGGUCACAGUCUUCUCAUUGGGUAUAGCCAGCGCAGCGGCUGUACAGACGCUCAAUGCUGUGGUAAGGAUGUGCUGACUGUGAUACUGGGCGGUGCUGUGAGUCUCUGCUCCCUAUCAUACAGGGCGGUACUGUCAGGCUGCUUCCUGUCACACUGGGCGGUGUUGUUUUGAGGUGAGAGCACCGGAGCGAAGAGAAACCCGGCUGAAAUUAGGCACAACUUUCUGUCGAAUGCAGAAUUUACGCCAUCACCAAACACACGGGCAGAGAUGGAAGAGUUUCUGCAAUAUACCAAGUCCAUUCUGAUGAGUGGAAAUGAUUUGCCCAGAGUUCAUGCUGUUCUUGGUGACAACAAAUGUGACCUGGAUUCUGCUGUUUCAACUUUAGCCUAUGCUUACUUCCUUUAUAAGACCCAAUCAACUGAUGUUCUUUAUGUGCCUGUUCUGAAUAUACAACGUUCGGAAUUUCCUCUUCGCACUGAAGUUGUGCUGGUUUUGCAACAAUUGAAUAUCCCAGAUGAUUCUUUAAUAUUCAGAGAUGAAAUUGAUCUCCAUUUCUUAAACAGAGAGGGGAAGCUGACUUUAACACUAGUUGAUCAUAAUAUGCUGACGAGUGAUGAUAAAGCACUUGAAACAGCUAUUAUCAAAAUAAUCGAUCACCAUGACUAUCAUGAACAAGAACGAUUCCAUUCUACUCAGUGUGAAAUUGUCCUGGAGCCAGUUGGAUCCUGCAGCACGCUAAUAGUUUCAGAAAUUCUUCAAGAAGCUCCAGAUUUGCUGAACGAACAAUUAACGCAUCUUUUCAGAGGUGCAAUAAUCUUAGACUGCAUGAACAUGACUUCUGAAGCUGGAAAAGUAACUUUGAAGGAUGAAGAAAUUUUAGCUGCUCUAGAACAGAGGUUUCCGGAUCUUCCUGCACAGCAAGAGAUUUUUGACACAUUGCAGCAAGCAAAAUUUGAUGUUUCCGGUUUUAAUACUGAACAGGUUUUGCUGAGAGAUCUUAAGGAGCUGUCAGAAGGAGAUACAAAACUUGCAAUUAGUACUGUGUGUAUGACCCUGGAGGCCUUUCUAUCUCGUCCAAAUAUUGUUGACGAUUUAAAAGUAUUUACUGGAAGGCUUGGUUAUGACAUCCUUGUCUUGAUGACUUUCUUCCUAAAUGAAGGUGGCGAAGCAAUUCGACAAGUCGCCAUCUACACUGACAAUGAUGAGCUAUGCAACAGAAUAUGCAAUACUUUAGAGGAGUGUCAGAGUCCAUGUCUACAGCUAUUGCCCAUAGAAUAUGGGUUGCAGGAAAUCAGAGCCUAUCAGCAAGGGAGCUCUUCAGUUUCAUGCAAGCAAAUGCUCCCACUGAUCAAAGACUGUAUCUAUAGGCGACAACAAGAAAUGGUAAUGAACAGGAGAACUUCUUCCACUGAAGCUGUCAAUGGCAGUGCUCCAGUUUCAGAAGGAUCGUCUGGUGCUCUAGACUUAUCUGGUCCUGAUGUAGAUUCCCAGAAUACUGAAUAUAUUGGUGAUAAUUCAUUGGAAAAUUCUCAGAAUUUGAACUCUUCAUUGCAGGCCCAUGGCGAUGGCAAUUUAGACCUAAUGAGUCCAGACAGCGGAUUGGCCACUAUCCGAAGCAAUCGGUCAUCUAAAGAAAGUUCUGUUUUUCUCAGUGAUGAAAGCCCAAUACGAGAAGCAGUUGUGCCACCCUCUAGCGUCGUACAUGGAUAUGAUAUGUUUGGUUCGCUGCCUGAAGAUGAAUUAGCAGAGGAAAAGAUUGCAUCAAUCGUCAGUAUGAAUGAUAAUUUUGAUUUGUCUGUCCUUGAUCCAUCACAUUGUACUGACACUCAUGCUGAUGUUACAGGAAAUAAUGAAGAGUUGUUGUCAAAGUUAGAUUCCACCCCUCAAAAAAAUAUUGUGGAAGACGUUCCACUAAAUUGUAAUUGGUCUAAGCCUUCUACAGAGAUAUCAAAAGAAACCAGUCCAGAAGCUGACCUGGUAAAAGCAGAGGAUGUUCAUGUUUACAAACAAGAAAGUGCCAGUGAUAAGUCAGGAGAAGAUCAAAUGCUGCAACAAGUUGUUAGAUCCCAUGUGGCUAAUAUUUCUUUACUUCCUCAAAACCUUUCUGAUGAUAUAAUUGGAUCACAAAUUGAAGAUAAGAAUGUCCCCCCAACACCCAUGAACAGUCUUGUAGAUGGCUCACCCCUGGUUGAAGGGCCUCAUAAUAUUUUUGCAGAUGUCAUCGACAAAAUGAACGAAAUUGUUAUUCUUGACUCUGAUCAGUCAGAUUCUAUGCGUACAGGAGAACAGAAAGAUAUUGAAAUUAGUGUGAAACAGAAUGUGCCCAGCCCAAAAGAUACCUGGAAUGAAAACCAAAAUAAACUAAAUGUACUUGAGCAAUCUCCUGAUUUUUGGACAGAUUUUGAUCAGGAAUUCAGUCAAUCUAAUGUUACCCAUUGUGAUAUCUGGAGUGAAAUUGAUAGGCAGUCUAAGCAAUCAGUUAUGAAAAAUGUUGAUGAUCAGUGGAAUAUAACUGAACGAAGCAUUUUCCAAUCAACCUCUGCUAAAGCCGACACAUGUGAUGAAUUAGACAAAACUCAAUUGAUCUCGAACACUUCUAACAACUGGAGCAAAUCUGUGACAGAUGCAAAUUUGUCAGGUAUUGAUAAUUUUGAUCCCUGUUACAAAUUUAGAACCAAAAAUUUAAUUGUACCCAAAUCGCUAAACACAACAACAUUACCAGUUCAACAGGACAAACAGCAAGGCAUAGACAGUUCACAUAUAGGUUCUGAACAGAAGCAGUGUACAGCAGCAGUAGAAAAUACAUUUAUUUGGAGUGAACCAGUGCAUGAAGUUAUACGACCUCAUGGAAAACUUCCAGAUAUUUCAAAGGAUUUCGAGCAUAAAAUCCAACAAUUAAACACUGAAAGCCCAGAUACCUGCGCAGAGUCUAUAGAAGAUUCUCAACUCUUUGCAUCACAAAUGCCCACAACGUUAAGUGAUUCUGAACUGGAGAUUAAUUUGCCAGUUGCUGUAAAUUCAAUUAUAGGGAAUGAAUCCACAAAUAAAACCCAGUUGACUGGUGAAAUUUUCGAUACAUUUGACCUCAAACCCAGCAAUUUAACCUCUGAAAGUGAAAAAUUAAGGAUGGCAAAGCAUGUCCCCCCGACUACAUGUAAGCAUGAUCUAGAGUUUAGUCCUGAACAGGAGAAAAGGCAGUUAACCUUUGAAAAUACAGAUUUAUGGGAUGAACAUUUCCAGGAAAAUAACGCUGAAAUAUGGAAUAUUGCUCUACAUAAUCCCGAAAGGUCACAAUUGAGUAAUUCUAAUCUAUUGAGUAAGCAAAUAAACAGCAUUAAUCAGGCAAGUCAGGAAGGGAAUGAAACAGAGCAAGCUAUUACUCAGCCAAUAUUUGAAAAUACCACUCCAAGCACUGAAUAUAUGCAGGAAGGACAGCAAGCUACAAUUAGUCGCAAUCAGGCAACAUUUGAAAUGGUAGAGUCAUUGAACCCAGGAGAAUGCAAACAAACAUCUCCAAAUACUUCAGUUAUAUGGGAUGAAUUUGAACAUUGCAGCAAUUCACCUUUUGAAAGUCUAGAGGGAAGUGACAAAUAUAUUGAGAAGAUCAGUCAACAAAGUGCAGAAACUUUAGAUAAAAUGGUAAAUUUAGAUCUGAAUAAUAGAUAUUCUACAACUGAAAAUCCAUACACAGAAGACGGAUAUACACAAGAGAGCAGCCAACUUUCGACAGGGAUACAUCAUCCAUGGAGUGUUUUUGAAGAGGAUACUAAUGAAUCCACAUUCGUAAGUCAAGAACUCCAGUUCAAUCAAGUGCAGGAAGUCAGUCAGCUCACUGCAAGACAGCCUAACGUAGGCCAUGAUUAUGAAAUUGAAGAGAGAUUACCAGACUAUAAAUUCUCCAGAUCCUCUGAUCUUGAAAUGGUAGAAAUGGAGAACCAGCAAACCUCUUCAGCUCCUCAGACAUGGAAUCUGUUACAACAGGAAGGUUCUGAGCUGAAUGAAAAAUUUUCAAAUUCACAGAGCAAAUGUGAAGAACUUUCUUAUUCUGACCUAGAAGAAAAUUGGGAAAUAUCUAGACAGAAAACAGAACAGCCAGUGCUCAACAUUCUUGAUAUACAUUGUAAAGAACAGGGUCGCCAAUUGUUAGCCUCUGAAAUACCACGAGAUUAUCCAGCAGGCACUGAUAUCUACAGAAAACCAAUGGAAGAAGACAAACUACAAGCUGUAAAGAAUGCUGAUAAUUUUCACGACUCUGACUUUGAGUUUAUCCAGGCAACAACCGACUUCCCUACUUCGAAAAGGUUUGAACAAGAGCAAUCAAAUGCACUUGAUUCUAACCAACCUGUAGCAGAUGAGUAUAACCAUUCUUGCACUGAAAUUCCCGACACUUGGAUAGACUCAAAAUAUGAAUUUCCCGAGUUGCUGCCCACUAGUAAUGAUGCAUGUACUGAAUUUGAGCAGGAGUUAGUCGAACAAGAUGAAAAUGCUCCUGAUAUUGUCAAUGACUAUCACCAAGAUGCACAUCAGAUUUCUUCAGCGAAUCCUGAUUUGUGGGCUAAAUCUGAUCAUUUGUUUUUUGAUACAACUACUGUAAAUCCUGAUAUUUUGAAUGAUCAUGAAUUAGAUUCCAGUAAUUCAACUCCAAACAGCCCUGAUAGAUGGAAUGAAUUGGUUGAGGCAGAAAAGCAAGAAUUGGGAAAUCCAGAUAUGUGGAUGGAGUCAGAAGGAAAACCUGCUGAACUGAAGACUGAACUUCCUGAUAUAAUGGAUGUAACUGGACAGCAGUCAUGCCUAUCAAUAUCAGACAAUGUUGCUUCAUGUAAGUGGGCUGAACCUUCUCUCAAUGAUCAAUAUCAGUAUGUACAUAGUGAAUUAGUGCAACAAGCAAACCAUUCACCCUUAGUUGCUGUGGAUGCACAGUCAUGUAAAGUACAAUUAAACAACCAGAAGGAAACAAAACAUGCUGAUGGUUGCAUUGAAUCAGGAGAAGAUUUUGUUACAGCAAAACAAACAUUUGAUAAAAAUAAAGAUCUGACAGAAUUAAAUCAAACCAAGUUUGAUUCUGUACAAGAAGAUGAGCAACAUUUUUUUGUUCGUCCAGAUGCUUGGAUUCAGUUCGGAGAAGAUGCUGCUGAAACAGUCAGAAAAGAUCCAGAUUCACAGGGUAAAUAUCAAGAGAGAAUACGUUAUUAUGAUUUAGAAAAUCAUAAAUUUACACAGGACAGAGACAUUGUAGCUCACGAAGAAAAUUUGCAACAUCCAGUGGAAGAAAUUCCUGUUACUGGGGAUAGUGCAUUACUUUGUGAAAAUGACAUUUCAUGGGGAGAAACUAAGCAGUUUGAAGUCUCAGGUGCUGAAGACAAUGUUUUGUGUAUAAAGAAAACACAUGAUAUGCCGCCUGUACCUCUACAGGAUGAAAGCUUAGAUUCAUUCCUGCUAACUAAAGAGCAACAGGGCAGUAUUUCAAAAGACAAUCGUUCUAAUCUUUACCAAGACAAUAAUUCAUAUAGUAAAAAUGAUGGGAUAAGAGAAAAUGAACGCCUUUUUUCAAAAUCCAGAUGUGCAGAUGACUAUUUUACUUCUGCUACUUCUAGCUAUAGUCUAGACACAGAUAUAUAUGAUCCAGAAAUGAUGGAAUACUUCUCUGUAUCAGAAGAAAAUAUUUUGAAUAUGGAACCACUGAGAGAUUUUUCUCAGACAGUAACAGAGGCCACUCAUUUGAAUGAUACGAUUUCAUCUCCAAGUAUCCGUGCUUCCAAAAUCAUGAAAGAUGAAUUGGUUACAAGACAGAAAACACACAAAAUUAGUGAUGAGGGAUCUCAGCCAACUCGUCCUGAAGUUCAAAGUUUUAAUAGAGACACUAAAUCAGACGUAUUUGAAGAUGCAUUUGUCCAUGGUGCUUGUGAAUCUGUAAGUCAACCAGAUUCACUGAAAACUUCAACAAAGGUUACAGAAGACGCAAAUAUGUUUCCACCAGCAGAUGGUACUGUAGCACAGCCUAACACUGAUAUGUCAAACCAAAGUAAUAUGGAAACAGAGCAAGUGGUGCAAAACGUUCUAGAAAGUGCAUGGCUUUCAUUUGGAAAUGCAAAUAGCAGCAAUAGCAGCAACGAGACUUCCUGUAGCUUAUCAUCUAGUAUCCAUAAAUCAGACUUUUGGGAAGACCUUAGUCCCCAGGAUUGUAGUGUAGUUCCUGAAGGAUUUUCACAUGUUUCUGUUUCUGAGAGUGCUAUUGCAACAGAAAGGCAUAAAGAGAUGGCAGGAAGUGAAGUAAGAGUGGAAACUGCAGAGCAAUUGUCAGACCCCUGUAGCAAAAGAAGUGUUCCCCUUUUGGAACAAAGGUUUGAUAACCAGUACAGUUCCUUGGUUUCUUCACUCAGCUCUCCAGUUUCCUGUAUUGAGAUUGGUAACGGUUCACCAGAAGUUGACAAGGUGGGUAAUUGCCAAACCCAGGUGAACUCAAGUGAACUUGGCACCAAUAAUUUUAGCGUGACAUCUGAUAAAGACCAUGACACAGGAGAAAUGGACUAUAUAAUUGUAGCUGGAAGCAAAAGACCUUGUGAAGAAGUGCCAAAUAGCCAGCAAACUAAAAGUCUGGCCGUAGAUCUGAAUACAGAUAUUAUAAAAAAAGAUUUUGAAGAAGAUGAUUUCUCAACACUUCCUUCAGCUGCAAUUCAACCAAGAAUCAGUGGAAAUGAAACAAGUAACUCUGAGAGAUUUUCUGGUAGCUUACCUUCAGCAUACAAUGCCCCUGAUGCCCAGUUUAUAGGGAACAAUGAUCAAAAUCAAGUUGGGGCACCUUUGGAUGAGAAACCAACUAAAGAUCAACAGAGUGGAAAAAUAAUAGAUUUAAAUGAACUGUCAGAUACCUCACCUGAGGAAUAUCCUAGUAGGACAGAAAUGAGUGAAUCUGGUUCAGAGCAUUCAAUUAAAGAGCUGAUGGCAACGAAUCUCGUUUCUAAUGAAACCAGUGCAGAUAACACUGAAGAAUCUGAGACUGACUAUGAUGCCAUGCAUCAUAGGUCUUCAGAAAUAAAUGUUAUAACGUAUUCGAAAAGAACUGUAUCUACAGACGAGCUAAGCGACAGUGAGACUGAGAGCACUGCAUCCCAGUUCUCUGUGAGGGAGGCCAACAUUUCACAUGAAGAUUUGAGUGAAAGUGAAAAGGUGGCAGAACAGAUUUAUCCCAAACCAUCUGCUACUGAAUGUUCUGCUUUACCGGGAAAAGAAUUAAGGAGGGAAAAGAUUAUUUUAAUUGAGAAAGGAGAUUCGACUGAAGUGAGUUCCUUAAACUCCGUACAGGAGUUUGCACCUCAAAACUGCAAGGCAAUGGCGCAAGAUUCUCUCCAGGAACCCCUUACGGAAGUAAAUGGAACCGCGCUGUAUGAAGAGUAUACGAGUGCUUCAAAACCACUGAAUAUACUUUGA